Messenger RNA from Harpia harpyja (harpy eagle), 3170 nucleotides. RefSeq names its product toll-like receptor 2. The transcript has 2 exons. The record is from RefSeq and is a predicted model, not a curated record. Gene Ontology annotation, biological process: inflammatory response; immune response; toll-like receptor signaling pathway. Gene Ontology annotation, molecular function: transmembrane signaling receptor activity; protein binding. NCBI's taxonomy places the organism in Eukaryota, Metazoa, Chordata, Aves, Accipitriformes, Accipitridae. Bases 45 to 2660 code for a protein of 871 amino acids. Gene Ontology annotation, cellular component: membrane.
ACCUGCCGCCCCGGCCAGUUUGGCAUUGCCCCUGCGGUUCCUGGAUGCGGCUGUUGCUGUUCCCGCCCCGGCUAAGACCUGCCGAACUCGCUGCAUCCCAGGUGCCACGUGGGGACAGCUCCGCAGGGAUGCCCGGAUGCCCCUUCCAGCCCUGUCCCUGCUCCUGCCACCAGCAGUACCUCCCCAGCCACCCUACUGCCAUGCCAGAGGCCACGCGGCCUCCCCCAGCUGCUGGCACCCGGGCGGUUUGGUGCCUGGUGCUGUUGGCCCUGGCAGGGGACACGGCGUGGCAGCCGUGCCGCAUUGAUGCCGACAACCGGACGGGGCUGUGCAAGGGGCAGGACCUGGUGCGGGUGCCCCGUGGCCUCCCCAGCGGCCUCCGCAGCCUUGACCUCUCAUAUAACAAGCUACAGGAGAUCACGGCGGGCGACUUCGCCAGCAUGACCCAGCUACGGCACUUGGAUUUGGGCUACAACAACAUCUCCCGCAUUUCGCCGAAUGCUUUCCUCUCCAACCCCCUCUUGGAGCACCUCCGGCUCUUCAACAACUCUCUCAACUGCAUCCCGGCGCUGGCGUUGCAACCGUUGGUCAACCUCCGUUGGUUGGACAUGUCCAACAACCUCUACCGCAGCGUGGCGUUGGAUGGCAUCUUCGGCAAGCUGCAGCAGCUGCGGGAGCUGUCACUGGGUGGGCCGCUGCUGCGGGACAUCUCCCAGGGGGACUUUGCCAUCUUGAAGGACACAGCGCUGCAGAAGUUCGCCAUCAAGUCGGCCUCCAGCCUGCGACGGUACGAAGCCGGGGCUUUCUCGUGGCUCAACACCACGGAACUGUGGUGCGACAUGGCCUUGGACGAGAGCGCAGCGGCUCUGCCGGUGAUGUUGCAGGACCUGCGGGGCAAACCCCUCAACUACCUGCGUUUCCGUAACCUCUUUGAGUUCACCUACUACACUGGUGACGCUGAUCCCUUUGACGGCUUGGCGGAGUUGCAGAUCACAAAGUUGGUCUUCUACCGGGGCAAGUUCAAUGAGAACCUCCUCCGCUUGGCCCUGCUCAACGUCCAACGUUCCCACGUCCGUGACUUGGCACUGGUGGCCAUUGACUUCGCCCGCUCACCGUGGCAGAACAGCUCCGGCAUGGAGGCGCCCGCCCCACGGCUCGACCGCCUCUUGCUGCAAGACAUCAGCAACCCUGAUGUCCUGCGUUUCGACUGGACCUUCACUUGGUUCAGUGGCGUGGCCGCCCUCUCCAUCAUCAAUGUUAACUUCAACUAUGUCCCCUGCGAUGCUUGGGGCGAGAUGCGUAACGUGGAGGCCUUGGACAUCUCUGGCAACCGCCUGGAAGACAGUUAUAUCUAUAACCAACGCUGCCACUAUGAGGGUGUCAUGCCCAAGCUGGAGAUCUUUGUCUUGGCCACCAACCAGCUCCUGAGCCUGGCUGUGGUGGCCGCCUUGACGCGGACCUGGCCCCAGCUCACCCGCCUAGAUGCCAGCCACAAUGGCUUGGGCAGCCUGCAGGAGACGUGCCAAUGGAGUCCUACCUUGCGUUGGCUGGCCCUCCACCACAACCGGGUGACGGCAGGCACCUUUGGGUGCCUGCCCACCACCCUUGAGUACCUGGACCUCUCCUACUCACAGCUUGACCGCUUGGACAUGGACUACUUCACCCGAAGCCCCUGGCUGCAGGAGCUGCGGUUGAGUGGCAAUAAGAUCAAGUUCAUCCCCUCUGAGUGGAGAUGCCCCCGUUUGGAGGUGCUGGCCAUCGACGACAACUCCUUUGGCGUCAUCAACCAUGGCUCUUUCAUCAAUAUGCCGCGGCUCAUUAGCCUGGCAGCUGGCAACAACCCCUACCACUGCACCUGUGACCUCUACCUCUUCUUGGAGGAGACAUGGCGACGGGGACGACCCACCUUGACCGACUGGCCCCACAACUGGACCUGCUACCAUCCCGAGCCACUGCUGGAUACAGCUGUGGCCGCUUACGCCCCGCGUCCCUUGGAAUGCAAUGUGCCGGCGCUGGUGGCCGUGGCGGUGGCCAGCACGGUGGUGGCAGUGGUGGCAUGUGCCGUGCUCUGCUGGAAGCUGGAUGCCGGUUGGUACCUGCAAGCCACGUACCAGUUGGUGCGUGCCAAGUAUGGCAGGCGGCGGACAGGUUCCACACAGCGAUGCUCCUACCAUGCCUUCAUCUCCUACAGCUGUGCCGAUGCCAGCUGGGUUUGCCGGGAGCUUCUGCACCGGCUGGAGAGCACCACACCACCAUACAGGCUCUGUAUCCAUGAGCGGGACUUCAUGCCAGGCCGUUGGAUCAUCGAUAACAUCGUGGAGAACAUCGAGAGGAGCGCCAAGGUCAUCUUCGUCCUCUCCCGCAGCUUCGUCGACAGUGAGUGGUGCAACUAUGAGCUCUACUUUGCCCACCAACGUGCUGUGGGGCUGGGCAGCGAGGACAUCAUCUUGGUGGUGAAGGAACCCAUCAAUGCUCAGGGUUUGCCCCGGCAUUUCUCCCGGCUCCGGAAGAUGUUGGGCACCAAGACCUACCUGGAGUGGCCCCAUGAACCUGGGAGACGACCCUUCUUCUGGCUUCAGCUUCGUAGCCUCUUGGGCAGCCCUGGGGGACUCGGUCCUGCUGCCGGUGAGGAAGAGACAGCCGUGGAUGCCACCACGUAGUGGUGGCCUCUCUUGCCUUGUGUCCUUCAGUAGCUGGAAGGUGGUCUUGGGGUGCUACUGCGUGCUGGGGAUCCCACCUGCCUCGGUUUCCCCUGCCAGGGGCGUCUUGAGGAGCUGGGGUUUGGAUGGGGGGGAUCCUCACCAAGGUCACCCCAUCUUCUCAGCCUUCUCCAAGGGACAGGAGAUGGGGACAGUGUCCAGGAGGUGGCACUGUCACCCGGAGGACGUGUCAACCCUAAAUCCACCGAGAACCAAGGAUAGCAGCGGGCACCCCAAAACUCCCUAUCCCUACACCCCCAGCCUGAAGUCAAGGUCCCCGGGGAGAAGAGCCAGGUGUCCCGGCCACGGUUGUGGGGUUCAAGCCUUCCUGGGGUUGGCGACACCGUGGGACACGCUUCCCACCCUGUGCAGGGACUGCUUUGCCAGGAAAAGGGGAAAAUCCCCUUCAGCAGCGCCCCGAGCAUGCCAGUGUCCCCCCAAACCCCACAUCCCCUUGCCCCCUUCUUCCCU